AUGCUGGCAUCAGUAGAGCUUUCCCCUGGCGAUGCCCGUCAGAGCGAGCACGUGCAGCCGCGAGCCGCUUCAGGUGCGAUUGCAGCAUCUGCUGUAAAUGCGGCAAUUUUCAGUGAUACGCCUUUCCCACUGAGUGAUAUGGACCCUGCCGCGUCACCAUCACAAUCCCCAUUGAAAACCGCCACCCCCGCACGUCCUGUUAUGGGAGUUGCGCUGAUGGUGGCGCUACUCGUUACUAUCUUCUUGGUCUUAAGAUGCGUCUACCACCUUUCAACAGUAUCAAAUGCAUUUAAAGGAACAAAAGGACGCCGUAUUUCAGAUCAUGGAUUACCUAACAACCCCUGCGAACUGCCGCAACAAGACCAGCAACGCCGACAGGAUCCGCAGCAAGAAGUUGCUGGCGCAGCCGUUGCUAUUCCAGAGGCAAGCGUAGGCCCGCAUUCUGUAGAAGGUGCUGCAGGAUUAGCGCCAACACCGCCCCCUGUUCAAGAUUAUCCUCUCGCCACUCAUUUAGAUCUGAUCGACGUUCACGACAAGUCCACUUCGAUGGAGGUGUGGAUGCUUCAAGUAGAAGCUACAGAAGCUGGAGUUGGUAAGGGAUGCAAAUUUUUUGACGCCAAAACUCCUGAUUUGCUGCUUGAAGGUGUUAAGCUCGUAGGUGGCCUUCAAGUAGUGGAUUUCUCAGAAGAGGUUAACGAAGGCGAGCGGCGGCAAUUCAUGGUUACCCUAGGUCAGUGUAAAGACCGUGUGGAACGUCUUGUUGGACAAUCAAAAUGCCAUUGGAUUGAUCUUUGCAAUGCGCAAGCAAGCCUCCUCAAGUCUAAUGCUGACAGAGUCUCGGUCUACCUGCAAAAGGUGCACGGUCCACAUCCCGUUAGCCCAGAAGACCCUGCAGUUGGGGCGAUGAUGGAUUUGAGAAAAACAAUAAAUAGUGCAACGAAAGUAUGCGAAGACGCAGAGGUCAUUUUCACUGCUUUUCCUGAAGUCUCUAAUCUUGGGAGCGCCCUGAGCAGUCUAUCCUCAGGCAUACAUGAAGCAGAAAGUCUCCUGAUGGGGGCGGCUGAUGCCUGCGCAAAGGCCUGGACGGAACAACUCACUCUCCUACGCCAAAUGUUGCAAGGAGAGGGAGAUGAGCCCAGGCAAAGAUUGUCGGAUGGAAUUCAGACUGCGAAGGAAACCUUGCGACUACUGCGAUCUAUUUCGGGGACUACUCCAAAGUGA
Messenger RNA from Eimeria acervulina, 1221 nucleotides. RefSeq lists its product as hypothetical. The transcript has a single exon. The record is from RefSeq and is a predicted model, not a curated record. Bases 1 to 1221 code for a protein of 406 amino acids. Lineage: Eukaryota; Apicomplexa; Conoidasida; Eucoccidiorida; Eimeriidae.